CUACCACCUAAUUAAAUCGCUUUCUUCUUAUAUAUAUUCCAGCCUCUCCCUUCCUUUCAUUCCUUCAAAAAGAAAACGUAGAAACUUCUCUUGCAGAAGAUAUACCAUUCAGAGAGGUUAGCUAAUAGCUAUCUAAAAGAUAAUAAAUGGGUGCUGAGAAAGAAGCUGCAAAGAGUGAAGGAGAGAAGAAACCCGCCGCCGACAAAGACGAUGCCAAAGUCAUCUCCGUUUAUAAGAUGGACAUGCAUUGCGAGGGCUGUGCUAAGAAAGUUAGACGUGCCGUUAAACAUUUGGAAGGUGUGGAAACUGUGAAAACAGAUUGUGAGGGCAACAAAUUGACGGUGACCGGGAAAGUAGACCCGGAGAAAGUCAAGGCGAGGUUGGAGGAGAAAACAAAGAAGAAAGUGGAGAUUGUGUCUGCUCCACCGAAGAAAGACGGUGGCGGUGAUAAGAAACCUGAAGAGAAAUCGGACAAAAAACCGGAGGAGAAAAAGCCUGAAGAGAAGAAACCGUCUCCUCCUAAAGAGAGUACGGUCGUUUUGAAGAUCAGAACCCACUGUGAUGGUUGCAUUACAAAAAUGAAGAAGAUCAUCUUGAAAAUCAAAGGCGUUAAGAACGUGACGGUGGACGGAGCUAAGGACUUGGUGACGGUAACAGGAACAAUGGACGUGAAGGAAUUGGCGCCUUAUCUAACGGAGAAGCUGAAGAGGAACGUGGAGGUUGUUCCGCCAAAGAAAGAGGAGGAAAAGAAAGAAGGCGGAGGCGAGAAGAAAGAUAAAGGAGAUGAAAAGAAAGAAGUAGCGAAGCCUGAGAAAAAGGAAGGAGAAGCUAAGGCUGAGAAGAAAGAAGGAGACGGAGGCGCUGCACCUAAGAUGGAGGUGAGCAAGAUGGAGUACUAUCCAGCACCGGCACCGACUCACUGGUUCGAUGGAAUGUUUGGUCAAAGUUACGCCGUGGAGCCUCAUCACGGGUCUUACGCGGUAAAUCAAGGCUAUUACCCUGUAAAUCAAGGGUACCCGAUGAUGAACCAUGGGUACGUACAACAAGGAUAUGUACAACAGGGGUAUGUGAUGGAACCAAUGUACAACCAUCCAAUGCAUGCUCCGCAGAUGUUCAGCGACGAGAAUCCCAACUCUUGUUCCGUGAUGUGAGCGAAGAGAAGAUUUGGUGAUGAAACGGUGGAGAAUGGACGGCUACCAUAAUGAUGUAAAUAAAUAUAAGUAAUAGGGAGAGAUAGGUAAAUAUAAAUGGAUGGAGACGAGAGACCAGUAAAGUAGAAUUUUGUUUAGGUUAGUUGAAAAUGAAUCUAAGUCUACCCGGCCGGCCGACCGACUAGUAAAGCCGGUUCAGUUGUUUGGCUGUUUUAAUCGUUCGGUUGUCAAUUAAUCAUUUCACUAAUGAAAAAAUUUUUCAUACUAAUAAUA
Jatropha curcas is the source of this 1424-nucleotide messenger RNA. RefSeq names its product Heavy metal transport/detoxification superfamily protein. NCBI's taxonomy places the organism in Eukaryota, Viridiplantae, Streptophyta, Magnoliopsida, Malpighiales, Euphorbiaceae. The record is from RefSeq and is a predicted model, not a curated record. Gene Ontology annotation, molecular function: metal ion binding.